GUAGGCAAUCUUACAUGUUAUGUUUUGAGGCAUUAACACAGCAUAAAAUACAGAGCCGGAGAAGUUAAAUGAUUGAAAUUAUAAAAACCAACUAUUUUAUUGAAUAUGCUCGCUUUGCAAUAAAUUUGACUCAGCACCAACGACAGCUCUGCAGUCCUCCAAUGUAGUGCAGAUCAGGUGGUUGCAGAGCCCCAGCUAGCAGCAAUACGAUGCAGCUGAAGAGGCAAGCACAAUCCACAGACAGCAACUGUAGCUACUCUCUAGAACAAGACGACCUCUAAGCUUAAAUCUUUCACAGAAAUGAUGUGCUGAUAUUGCAGAAGAGAUUACGGCAACAAUGGAAUACCAGAUAUUGAAUACAUCUACCUGUCUGCUGGUCCUUCUGUUUUUCAUACCCACUGUUUUGGGUAUCUGUCCUUCUAACUGUACAUGCUCAGGAAACGACAGGAAUGUGGACUGUUCGGGCAGAAACUUAACUGUACUGCCACACGGACUUCAAGACAACAUUACCUAUUUAAAUCUGUCCUUUAACCAGUUUGUAGAUCUCGAUCAUCAGCUAACGAGAUUCACCAAUUUGAGGACCCUUGAUAUUUCAAAUAAUUGGCUCAAGAAUGUUCCUGCUCAUCUGCCCAAGUCCUUAUGGGAAUUAUAUGCCAUAAACAACAACAUUAAAGUUCUUCAGAAACUUGAUACAGCUUACCAGUGGAAUCUUAAAGUGCUCGAUGUUUCCAGGAACAUGGUGGAAAGAGCUGUUCUGAUCAACAACACACUGAGCAGUCUCAAGUUUCUCAAUCUCAGCAGCAACAAACUUUGGACGGUUCCAACCAAUAUGCCCUACAACAUAGAGACGGUGGAUCUAUCCAAUAACUUCUUGUCCCAGAUACUCCCAGGAACCCUGGUGAGACUACAACACCUGACAAGCCUCUACCUGCACAACAACAAGUUCACAUACAUUCCUGACAAAGCUUUUGACCAGCUCUUUCAGCUGCAGGUAGUAACACUAUAUAACAACCCGUGGUCCUGCAGCGAUAAACAAAAUAUCCCUUAUUUGCUGAAGUGGGUGCAGGGAACAGCUGCCAGUGUUCUAGGGGCUCCCUGUGCUAAUCAGUCUGUGCUCUGGGUGAAUGCCACCCCAACUCCAGCAGCUCCCACCGUUACAGACUCGAGCCUCAUGAUUAAAGGAAUGAAGGCAGCAGACAAAGCUACUUCUCCAGGGGCAGCUGAACCGACCAAAAUGACAAAAAUGCAUAAACAAUUAAAAGCUAAGGAGGCUGCUACCCUGGCGACGUUAAGCCAGACUGUACUGUUUACGAGCACAGACCGACCACUGCUCCUCUAUCCAGAAGAUCUGACACCCAGGAAGGUCAGUUCUCAAGAAGCGGCAGCCACACACACCAUCUACAUCAAAGAUUCAACCGAGGUGAACUCCAGCCUGACUCGUUCCACAGGACCAUCCACCACUCCCAUGACUUUAAGUAUCACCAGUGGAAUGCCAACAAACUUCUCCAGAAUGCCUCAAAGCACAACUGCUACCUUAAGGAAAGAGGAGUCCACCACAAAUAUUUUGAAUACUCACGUGCCCUCCAAAGCAAGUAUCUGUGAGAUACAUUUGGUUUAUGUUGUAAUGCUUAAUGCAGUGGCAAUGUUCAUUGGCUAAGGGCUUGUAUUUUGUGAAAAUUAUUAUUUCUGUGAUACAUAGCUGGAGUUAAGACAUCCAGGUCAAAUAAUGAAUCAAAAUACAAGAAAUUCAAAGAUCUGAUUCUGAUCUAAAGAAAAUAACACUUCUUAAUUAAAAAAAGUGCACACUAAUGUCUUGAUACUAAGCUGCUACUUAUUUUAAUGUCUUAAUUGAGUAAAACUAACCUAUGAUUUUGUUUUUAAAAAUGUGCUUAUUUUGUAUUUAAAUUUUUAAUUUUACUUGCACAGAAUAAAACAUCAGGAUUUUAAGUACUGAUUUUAUGUAUGAUUUUGUCAUUAAACAACUGGAAAAAAAAUAUAAGGCCUGUAUCAUAUCUGCAUUGUCUUGCUUGACUUUCCAGUGAGCAAUUCUUGUAAUAUAGCAGCACAGAUUCUUUGUAAGUUAUGAUGACAUGCAAAAGGAAGGGAAAAAAAUAAAGGAACUAAACCUAGCAGUUCCACUAAUCAGAAGUUAUUCCUGAGAAAAAUUGCUAGCAUGUAUAUCUAUGUUUGCUUCAUAUGUAUUAGGAUAUUUUAAAUAUGAAGAACAACAGUUUUGAAUUUAGGAAUUAAAUAUGACAGUGCCAUGAUGUCUACUAAGAGGGUGUAAACUGAGAAGGCAACAUGGCCCAACUUCAGCAUGAGAAAAGUGGUAGGGGCUGAUACCUCUUUUUGCUCUGUCUUGACUUAGAGACUGCAGGCAAGUUAUUUCUCACUCUCCAUAUUAAAAAAAAAAAAAAAAAAAAAAA
Messenger RNA from Tyto alba (common barn owl), 2426 nucleotides. It is a transcript of the gene OMG, whose product is annotated as oligodendrocyte myelin glycoprotein. The transcript has 2 exons. NCBI's taxonomy places the organism in Eukaryota, Metazoa, Chordata, Aves, Strigiformes, Tytonidae. The record is from RefSeq and is a predicted model, not a curated record. Gene Ontology annotation, biological process: neuron projection regeneration. Gene Ontology annotation, molecular function: protein binding. The coding region runs from base 338 to 1657 and encodes 439 amino acids.